Saprolegnia parasitica CBS 223.65 is the source of this 942-nucleotide messenger RNA. RefSeq lists its product as hypothetical. NCBI's taxonomy places the organism in Eukaryota, Oomycota, Saprolegniomycetes, Saprolegniales, Saprolegniaceae. The coding region runs from base 55 to 942 and encodes 295 amino acids. The record is from RefSeq and is a predicted model, not a curated record. The transcript has a single exon.
GACUGUUUUAAAACUAAAUCGGACAUCUUUGGUUUCACCCUAUUCGUAUCGUCCAUGGCGACGCCGUUGCUCCGCGUCGGCCCCGAGGUCGCGUCAUACCUCUUUGGCCGCUGCGAGCGCCACGUCAUCCGCUGCAUCGCGGUGCUGCUGCUACUGAGUUCCAUGUUUUUUCUGCUGUGCUUUGCAGCUGUCUACUUGCUCGCCCCCGCCGACCAAGCCCGCGUGAUCGGAGUCUGGGCGCCUCUCUUGAACGCCGGCGUCUCGAUUUUCCUCGCCAGCCUGUACCUCUACGGCAUCCUUAGCGCGUGCUGCGGACGCUGCGGCGCGUCCGUCUCGCCCGAGACAUUUCAUGGCGACGCGGCUUCGAUUCCAGGCAGUGGCUGCGUCGCCCGCAUGCGGCGCUUCUAUAUCAAGCACUUUGGCCGCUUUGGGACCUUUGGCCUUCUAGGGCCGCAUUGCGAGGCCAAGCUCAUGCUGAAGCAGAUCGUGCAGAUUCCCGCGCAGCUCUAUCAAGCCUACCGCAUGAGCUGUCUGCUCACGGACGCGACCGCGUCGCUGGCGUACGCACUCGUGCUCGUGGGCAACUGCAUUGCGGUGCCCUUGCUGCUCGCGAGUUCCAAUCCCUUUCGGCGCCGAUGGGGCGCUGCGUUUCUCGCUGGAAUUCUCAAUUUUCUGCUCUCGUCCGGAAUUCCAUUAAUUUUGAACUUUCGCGCGAUCGCCACCUACUAUUUCGCACAAGACGCGGGCAUCCUCGACGACCACGCGUGGCUCAACGCGACGAUCUUGCUCGGCCGCUUCAUCGUCGUUAGCAGCCCAUUGGACUUUGUCACGAAAGUCGUGCCGUUCCUCACCUGCUACCUCUCCCUGCGGAGCAUGACCAACGCGGUCGACGUUCGUCUCACGUACUAUAAACUUAACGGCACACGACUCUUUGCAACGUAA